Molecule: messenger RNA, 5058 nt
Organism: Condylura cristata (star-nosed mole)
Lineage: Eukaryota; Metazoa; Chordata; Mammalia; Eulipotyphla; Talpidae
Product: ATP-binding cassette sub-family A member 3-like
Exons: 30
Coding region: 1-5058 (1685 amino acids)
Biological process (GO): lipid transport; transmembrane transport
Cellular component (GO): intracellular membrane-bounded organelle; membrane
Molecular function (GO): ATP hydrolysis activity; lipid carrier activity; ATP binding
Source: RefSeq, a predicted model, not a curated record
AUGGAUUUGUCCAGCUUCAAUAAAUUUAUGGUUCUUCUCUGGAAGAAUUUCAUUUUAAAGAGACGGCGACCCGUUGUUACACUUGUGGAAAUCAUCCUCACACUAUUAUUUGCUGGGACACUUCUGUUAACACGCAAAUUCAUGCUGAUAAAGAAGUCUGGACCUUUCAUUUACCCCUCUCAUUCCCUCUCUGUGGUGCCUGAUAUUUUUGGAGCCGUCUCACCUGCUGAGCCUAUGGAAUUGGCUUUUGUGCCUUCCAAAAGUGUUGUGGUGAAGAGCAUCGUUGAAACAGUGAAUCAAGAUUUACAACAAAAUUUCAAAGUCACAGGUUUUUCUUCAGAAAAAGAUUUUGAAGAUUAUGUUAAGAAAAGGGAAAAUGCUAAAAGAGUGGUGGCUGCUUUUGUUUUUGACCAUAAAUUCAAAAAUAGCCAUGACCCCCUGCCACUUAAGGUCAAAUACUAUGUGCGUCUUAGUAGUUUUCAGAGGAACAGAUAUGUGGACUUUUUACGACCAGACGGCUGGGAGACAAAUACUCUGUACCCAACUUCUUUUUCUCUGGGACCCAGAAAUACUGACGAGACAGGGGGGAGUCCUGGGUACUACACAGAGGGCUUCCUGCUUCUGCAACAUGCACUGGAUCAGGCCAUCAUGAAGUACCACAAUCUAGUUACUGCAGAAACUCUGUUGCACAAAGUCACAGUUUCUGUUCAGAGAUUUCCCUAUGCAGUGUAUUAUCACGACUACUUCUUUAACUUGUUUGGUACUUUCAUCCCUCUAGUGAUAUUAUUUAUCUUCUCUGUGAAUCAUCUUACCCUUGUUCAAUCCAUUGUGUGGGAAAAAGAAAACGGACUGAAGGAGUACCAGCUCAUGAUAGGACUCAGUAAUUGGAUGCUCUGGGCCGCCUAUUUCUUCACAUUCCUCUCUCUGUAUGCAAUUAUCAUCCUUUUGAUAUGCAUAAUUUUCUUUGCCAAGAUGGAACCGAAGUCCGUCAUCCAGUACAGUGACCCAUCUCUCAUCUUCAUCUUUUUGCUGUGUUUUGCAAUUGCCACAAUAUUUUUUAGCUUCAUGGUUAGCACAUUCUUCAAUAAAGUAAAUUCUGCUGUUGCUAUUGGAUGUUUCCUUUUUCUUGCCACCUACUUUCCAGCUAAAUCUGUCUCUUCAAACUAUGCACAGAUGUCUGUUUCCCAGAAGUUGAUUUCCUGUCUCAUCUCAAAUAUUGCAAUGUCACUGGGAGCUAGAUUCCUAGUCAGAGCAGAACAGGAGAAAAUUGGACUCAAAUGGAGUAACAUCUUCUCACCAACCAGGAGGGAUAGCUUUGUCUUUGCCUAUAUACUGGGGAUGUUUUUAUUAGAUGCUAUCUUGUAUGGCUUUGUGGCCUGGUAUAUCGAAGCUGUGUUUCCUGGAGAGUAUGGUGUGCCCAAACCAUGGAACUUCUUCUUGCUGCGCUCUCACUGGUUUGGGGAUACACCUGCAGGAAAAAAUGAAGCAAAGGAAUUUGAUGAGACAGUUGACAACAAGUAUCUUGAAGCUGAACCUACUCAUUUGCUGGCAGGUAUCCAGAUCAACCAUCUGCACAAGGUAUUCCAAGUACAGAAUGCUACAAAGGUAGCAGUGAAGGACUUGUCUUUGAAUGUAUAUGAAGGACAAAUCACUGUACUCCUAGGGCAUAAUGGGGCAGGAAAAUCCACUACUAUAUCCAUUCUCUCAGGUCUCUAUCCUGCUACCAGUGGACAAGCCUAUGUUAAUGGAUAUGACACCUCAAGGCAGAUGAACCAAAUUAGGAAAAACAUAGGCAUAUGUCCCCAAAAGGACUUGUUUUUUAAUCAUUUGACAGUUUUGGAACACCUUUAUUUCUAUUGUGUGAUAAAAGAGAUACCUCAAAAGAAGCGUUCUACGGAAAUCGAACAUAUGCUGACAACUUUUAACCUGCUAGAAAAGAGAAAUGAAUUUUCAAGCACACUGAGUGGAGGAAUGAAGCGCAGACUUUCCAUCAUUAUAGCACUUAUUGGGGGCUCCAAGGUGGUGAUACUCGAUGAGCCAACAUCUGGCAUGGAUCCACUCUCCAGGAAGACCACCUGGAAUCUCCUGCAGACUUAUAAGCAGGAUCGGACCAUCUUACUAACCACCCACCACAUGGACGAAGCUGACAUCCUGGGUGACCGCAUUGCCAUCAUGGUCAAUGGGUCCCUGCAAUGCUGUGGCUCUGCAGUCUUCCUGAAAAAGAUAUAUGGUGUGGGAUAUCACAUGGUCAUGGUGAAGGAGCCUCAUUGUAAUGUUGAAGAAAUAUCCUAUUUGAUUAAUAAUCAUGUGCCAACAGCCACUUUGGAGAAGAAUAAUGUGAAUGAAUUAUCUUUUAUUCUGCCUAAAGAAUAUACACACAGCUUUAAGGCUCUGUUUACUGAUCUGGAGCAGAGACAGAAAGAACUGGGCAUCGCUAACUUUGGUGCUUUCAUCACCACCAUGGAAGAGGUGUUCCUGAAGGUCAGUAAUAUGGAGUAUUCACAGACAAAUAGCCAAACUUCCCACCCUCAACAGCCCUCCCUCCGGAACGACAGCUCCAUCACGAACCAGGAUAGGAAUAUGUCCAGAAAUGAGAGGGCUUUUUUGACUGUGCAUGAAAGCCCUGCGGUGAACUAUAACACUGGGUGUUCCCUCCACUGCCAACAGUUCCGGGCCAUGUUCAUAAAGAGGGCGAUGUUCAACUGGCGCCACCGGAAACUGAUUUUGCUACAGAUACUGGCGCUUCUGGGCUCCUUUGCCUUUCUCUCAGAGGCUGAAAGAUUUUCACAGAGCAGACACAAUGAGAAGGCCAGACGGAUGGAUUUGGGUCAAUAUGGCCACACCAUCGUGCCUUUAUCUAUCUCUGGGAGCUCUAACACCACUCUGAUGUUCUCACAGCACCUUAAGAGUAUACUGGAUUCUGAAAAGCAGACACUUAAGGAAGUGCAAGGUGACCUGGUAAAAUACUUGAUGGAGAAUGAAGAUUGUAUUCACUUCUGCAUUGUUGCAUUUUCCAUAGAGGAAAAGCAGAGUCAAAUCACGGUUACUGCUCUGUUCAACAACGAAGCAUACCACUCACCAGCUCUCAGCCUGGCGAUGGUAGACAACAUUCUUUUCAAGGUUGUUUCUGGCCCUGAGGCCUCCUUAACAGCCUUCAAUAAACCUCAGCCACGUUUUCAUGAUAGAGAAAACUAUUUAAGGAUGACAAAUGGACACCAGGUGGCCUUAAAUAUGCAUUUUGGCAUGGCUGUUUUGAUCAGUGGCUUUUGUCUCCUGACAGUGACUGAGAGAGUCUCUAAAGCAAAACAUAUCCAGUUUAUGAGUGGGGUCCCUGUCCUUGUGUACUGGCUCUCUGCUCUAUUGUGGGAUUUCAUUAUCUUCUUCAUUACCUGUUGCUUACUACUGGUAAUGCUCAAAUUCUGCCAGUUGGACUUAUAUGUCAUAGAUUACCACUUUCUGGACACAAUGCUGAUCUUAAUGCUGUAUGGCUGGUCUGCCAUUCCCCUCAUGUACCUGCUGAGCUUCCUGUUUACUACGAGCUCCUCUGCCUACAUCAAGCUUGCCCUAUUCAACUACCUUUCAGGAAUCUUUGGUCUCCUCAUAGACACCAUGUUUGUAUUUGAAAUGCAACAUAGAAUGUCAAAUGCUACCAGAACCUUCAUGCUUAAUUUGUUAAAGCUCUUUCCCAAUUACAACCUUGGGAAAUGCAUCGCUUACUAUUUUGCUUACUACCAGAAGAAGAGAGGGUGCAUCAUAAGACAAGCUCCUGACCAGUUAAAUUGUAAAGAAACACAUACUUCAAGGAAUGUUUAUUCUCUGGAAAAGGAAAUGAUUGCAAAGUAUUUGAUUAUAAUGAGUAUCACAGGCUUUGUUUUCCUUCUCUUGGUUUUGUUUUGGGACACUACACUGUGGAAGCUAAGAACAAUUUUCAAUCAAUAUAUUUACUUUGGUAUCUAUAGGAAAUUCAAGAAGCAAAAAGUGUCCAAGGAAUUAUCUGGAGACUCUGAAAAUGAAGAUGUACAAAAUGAAAGAAAGAAAAUUCUGGGACAGUCUCGGUUGAUGAUGAGUUCUGCAGUACUUAUCAAGGAACUCACAAAGAUAUAUUUUAAGUGCCCAGUCACUCUGGCUGUGAAAAAUAUCUCCAUUGAAGUCCAAAGGGGGGAGUGUUUUGGAUUACUUGGAUUCAAUGGAGCUGGAAAAACUACUACUUUCCAAAUUCUGACUGGAGAGCAGCCUCUUACUUCUGGAAAGGUGUUUAUUGAGGGUUUCAGCAUCACCAAAAAUAUCCAGAAGGUAAAAUCCAGAGUUGGAUAUUGUCCUCAGUCUAAUGCCUUGCUGGAAUACAUGACUGGUCGGGAAACAAUGAUCAUGUAUGCUAGAUUACGGGGAGUCUCUGAGUCCCAGAUACAGCCAUAUGUUAACAGCUGGCUGAGUUCGCUGCAGCUGGAGCCCCAUGCUGACAAGCUUAUCAGUACCUACAGUGGAGGAACCAAACGUAGGCUGAGUACUGCCAUUGCCCUCAUGGGAAACCUCUCAGUCAUCCUGUUGGAUGAGCCGUCAACUGGCAUGGACCCCGAAGGCCGGCGCCAGCUGCGGGCCGCUGUGACGCUGGCACGUCAAAGUGGCAAAGCCAUCGUUCUAUCCUCCCACAGAAUGGAGGAAUGUGACGCCCUCUGCACCAGGUUGGCCAUCAUGGUGAAGGGAAAGUUCAUGUGCUUGGGCAGCCCUCAACACCUCAAGAACAAGUUUGGCAAUGUUUACAUUCUGAAGGUCCAGGUCAAGAUGGAUGCACCGGAGAAUUUAUUAGAUGAUGUAAAAUUUUUCAUCAGAAUGACGUUUGCAGGCAGUGUAUUACAGAAGGAGAAUCAAAGGAUCCUUACCUACUACAUUCCCAGCAAGGACAAUAGCUGGGGAAAGGUGUUUGGUAUUUUGGAGGACGCUAAAGAGCAAUACAGUUUAGAAGACUAUUCCAUCAGUCAGGUAACACUGGAACAAGUUUUCCUGACUUUUGCAACCCCAGAGGUCUCAGGUGAUGAUAAGAAAAAGCACAAGGUUUAG